Molecule: messenger RNA, 1473 nt
Organism: Sparassis crispa
Lineage: Eukaryota; Fungi; Basidiomycota; Agaricomycetes; Polyporales; Sparassidaceae
Exons: 7
Coding region: 1-1473 (490 amino acids)
Biological process (GO): regulation of DNA-templated transcription; telomere maintenance via telomere lengthening
Cellular component (GO): shelterin complex
Molecular function (GO): telomeric repeat DNA binding
Source: RefSeq, a predicted model, not a curated record
AUGCCGAUAUUCCAGGAUAGCAAUGGCCUGGCUGUCAAAUUCUUCAUCCAGAAGGACAUCCCCCAGGAAAUACAGGCAGAAGUCUGCGAAACCAUAGCGGCCCUUGGAGGAAGGGUCGAAUCCAAGGUGCCCCGUGCCGGAUAUGUACUGGUUCAGCCGGGCACCGCUGAGGAGGAGCGUCUUCGCCUCUGCUGGUCCACCCCCGACCGUCCCGAGCGGUAUUUCGUUCCAUACACAUAUGUCGAGGCGUGCAAGAUACAUGGAAUGCUGCUCAAGCAAAUCUUUGUGCACGAGGGCCAGCCAAUCCGGAUGCACAUCGAUUCUAGCAUCGCGAAUGUGAACGCCCGUGCGGCGCUCAGCACGCGAAUCAUGCACUCGGGUGGCGAUCCUACCGCCUCCGCACAAUCCGCGCGAGUGAUUUUGGCCGAUCCCAAUACAGACGUAUUCCAACACCUGGUCAAGACGUACCAAGGCGAGCCAGACAAAUACGUUGAGUCGUACCUCUGGGUGAAGAAGUGCAUCGAGAAGGGCGCAGUGAUCUACACGCCCAUGGUGUACAAGAACCCUGGCGGAAGACGUCCCGGCGAGGAGAGAACACAGUUUACGGAAGACGAUGAGGAGCAUCUCUGCAAUUGGAUUGCAGCGAAGAUCCCGUAUAAAGAGACCGGUGGCAGGACUGGAAAUAGGCUUUACCAGCAGCUGUGUGAAAUGGCCUCCGACCCCGAGUACGCCUGGGCGACCCGCCACACCUGGCAAUCCUGGCGCGAGCGCUACAAGAAAAACUGCGCCCGCCUAGACGCCAGGAUCUCUGAGAUAGUUGAGCAGAAGAAGCCGGCACACGGCGAGAAGGGCCAGUACGGCUACGUGCGCAAGCCGGAGGAGAAGCCGAAGCGCGUCCGGAAGAAGGCGCGCAACAAUUCCGACAACGGCACCGUCCCGGGCCCCUCCAACAUCGGCGAGGAGAUCGACCCGUUCCCUGUGCCCGUCCCCGUCGCGCUCCCGGGCAUGGCGGGUGUGCUCACCGCCGUGGGGGGCCCCAACGAUGGGUUCAACCCGAUGAUGUACGUGCCGGGUCCUCCGCCUAUUUUCCAGCACAUGCAGGUACCCACCGGGAGCCCGAUGGACAUCGCUGUCGCCAGACAGAAUGCGAUUGAGGAAGAAAUGGAGGAUGACGAGAAUGAAUGGCCGAUUCGCGAAGGUAACGCACCUACACCGGGGUGGGCGAAGAGGAAGCCUGAGGAGCACGAAGAAGAGGGGCCGAUUAAGCGGCAGAGGACGAGCAAAAGCCCCGCUCAGAACGGGGAGGAGCAGCCCGCUUUGCACGUCGUUGACCAGACAGUCCGCGAUAUUGCGCAGGAGUUCCGCUUUACAGUGGAGGAGGUCCAGGAGUAUUAUGACAAGUGCGGGGAUGCGGAACGCACCAAACAACGUUUCAAGAAAAUGAGGGAUGCUCUAACGGCUCUUGAGGAUUGA